AUGUUGGGAGUAGAGAUGUACCCCAGUUUAGCUCUUGCGGCACAAAGACUUGGAGACUGCUGUUAUCGAGAUCGAGAGCCACCAGCACAUAUGCCCCUGUACCCAUCAUCAUGUGACACAGCAGCCCGAAGCCUGCCUCCUCGACUUCUACCCCCGCCCCCGGCAAAAAGAGAUACUUUUGGGAAAUCUGAAGACAAUAUAAAGAUAGAGCUGGAAAAUGUAUCCCUGUGGAAGCAGUUUAGCACAGUUGGCACAGAGAUGAUUAUCACCAAGAAGGGCAGACGGAUGUUUCCUCAGCUAAAAGUGAAGGUGUCUGGCUUGAACCCAUCUCUGCGUUACAUCCUUCUGUUAGACAUCAUUCCUGUAGACUCCUUUCGCUAUCGUUUCCAAGAUGACAAAUGGCAGGUAGUGGGAGGAGCUGAAGCUCGACUUCCAGACAGGGUGUUCAUCCACCCAGACUCCCCUGCAACUGGUGAACACUGGCAGAACCGAAGCAUAUCCUUCCACCGAGCCAAACUGACCAACAAUACACUGGAUGGACAAGGAUAUAUCAUUCUUCACUCCCUGCACAAGUAUCAAGCGCGGGUACACGUGGUUGAAACGAGAGAUGUAAUGAUGUGGGGUGGAGCCCAACACACCUUCACCUUCCCUGAGACACAGUUCAUCACUGUUACAGCCUACCAGAACAACAGGAUAACUGAACUGAAGAUUAAUGCCAAUCCGUUUGCCAAAGGUUUCAGAGAGAAUGGCAUGAACAGCAAGAAACAAAGAGAAGCAAGGCAAAAGAGGAAAUUGAACCAUCCCAAUCAAGAGGAAACUUUAGACAUAGAAUCCUGUGACCCAUGUGAUUCCACUGAGGUGUUAACACAACCCAUGCAACUGGAAAGCACCAGUCUGUCUCUGUCUGAUUCGGGUUUUUGCUCUGAUGGGACAUCUUUACCAGAGCAGACCGUACAGCAGCAUAGCUCCGGUCAAGCAUUUCUCAGUUCCCAGAUGACCCAGAUGCCAGAUAUUUCAGAGAUUCCCAAUUCAGUAGAGAACCAAUCUCAGUCUACCUCAAAUAAUGAGGUGAACAAUGGAUUGCUUAAUGGGUCUAGCCAGAUGAUAGGACUUUCUUCAUACACCUCAUUUCCAGAUCCUUCAAUUACACCCUCAUCUCAUCUACCAGUGUCUCUUUCACAGCCUUCAUCUCUCUAUUCCACUCAGACUGAUCUACCAUCCCAUCCCAAUCCAACAUCGGUGCAAGAUUAUUCUUCCAUAGCUUCAUCCCACUACCCUCCCCUACAUUCAUCUUCUCCAAUCACAUCUUCCUCAACAUCUCUCCAAAAUUCUACACAUACCUCCAUCUGUCAUUCAUCCUCUUCCCCGCAAAUGCCAUCUUCCACCUACCACCCCAUUCUUCCACCCGAAGAAAACCUAAGCCCUCACACACCUACAAACCCACCCUUUCAUUCUCUUUCUCAACCUCCUUGCCAGUCCAUCAACAGUUGCGCUUCUGGUCAUUCUGUUGAUACAGCUCAAAACCAGGCUAUGAAUGGUUUGUGUUCAUCCAGUUCUACACCCUCUGCUGUCCAAGACUCCACUCCAACUGCAUUCCCCUUCCCUCCAGUGCAAUCCUCCAACAAUCCAGAUUCUACUACACCCCCAUCCCAAAUGCUAUCCCAAACUGCCUUUCCCUUUCCUCCUGUGGAAGAUCCAAAUGGUCAAACAGAUCCAAAUCAAAUCCCUACAGCUUUCACAUUUAAUUCAAUGCCAGAAUCCACCUCCACCCCUCUAAAUACCCCGUCAGAUCAGGAUGGCAACACUACUGCUUUUUCUUUCCCACCACAACCGGGCAAUACAAAUUCUUCAACUUCCUUGCCUGUACAAACCCUAGCACCUUACUCUUUCCAAGCAUCUGCAAAUUCUCAUAUGAAUCCAUCUUACCAAAACCUGUCAAAUUCAGCAACUGGAUCCUAUACGCAAAUGUCUUCGAAUUCUGUAAAUGGAGCCCGUUCACAAAUUUUUAGCAACCCUAUAGUCAACCCCUUUCCUGCUUCUUCUCUGCCUACAUCUCUGCCUGCACAUGUAGUGCCUGGGUCCAUUUCUAACUCUAUUCAAUCUACUCACAUAUCUUAUGGCUUGCCCCCUUCCAUCCCAUCUGCUCCUCCUCCCCUCCAGAAUGUAGCAAUGCCAACUCUUGGGUCUUCUCAGAUUAUUCCAGCACUUCCAAAUAUAGCCCAGGUCCAGCCAACUAUGCCCCAGUCAUUCCCAUCCUCCACUUUUUCCCAUAUCCCUCCCCAAUGUGCAACUUCUCAAAUCCAAUCGCAGCCUUUUGCCUCUACAGCUUCACUCCUUUCACAUUCAACCCUUCAAAACCACCCCAUGCCACCUGGAUCAACCCAUACACAGUACCCUGCCGCUUCCACUACAUAUCCCCCAGUAGCUCCAUCGGAGAUAGGAUCCUUUUCUCAGCUUAAUCCAACUGCCCCCUACCUUCCUGAUAUGGUAUUGCAUCCUUCUCUUCUCCCCUCUUUAGAUAACACUCUGUCUUCUUCUGCUACUUCUCUCUACAACCCAUUUCCUUCUUAUCCUCUCCGCCUCUGUCAGGACCCACGAUCCACCUUUCAUUUACAGCUCAGACACCUUUACAGGCGGCCCCAACAUGUACAUGCUAACAACCAGGGGUCGUACCUAGAUCUUGGAGGAAGGCCUGCAUUUUGA
Molecule: messenger RNA, 2703 nt
Organism: Clarias gariepinus (North African catfish)
Lineage: Eukaryota; Metazoa; Chordata; Actinopteri; Siluriformes; Clariidae
Gene: tbx6
Product: T-box transcription factor 6
Exons: 8
Coding region: 1-2703 (900 amino acids)
Biological process (GO): positive regulation of DNA-templated transcription; cell fate specification; vasculogenesis
Cellular component (GO): nucleus
Molecular function (GO): DNA-binding transcription factor activity, RNA polymerase II-specific; RNA polymerase II cis-regulatory region sequence-specific DNA binding
Source: RefSeq, a predicted model, not a curated record